This is a messenger RNA of Sporothrix schenckii 1099-18, 393 nucleotides long. RefSeq lists its product as uncharacterized. NCBI's taxonomy places the organism in Eukaryota, Fungi, Ascomycota, Sordariomycetes, Ophiostomatales, Ophiostomataceae. The coding region runs from base 1 to 393 and encodes 130 amino acids. Gene Ontology annotation, biological process: cellular response to iron ion starvation; reductive iron assimilation. The record is from RefSeq and is a predicted model, not a curated record. Gene Ontology annotation, cellular component: high-affinity iron permease complex. The transcript is spliced from 2 exons. Gene Ontology annotation, molecular function: copper ion binding; ferroxidase activity.
AUGAUCCAACUUCGACUUUGCUCCGUGUUGGGCCUUCUUCUGCUGGCUUCAAGUGCCAUUGCAGCAACCGUCUCAUACGACUGGGACGUGACUUGGGUCAAUGCCUCUCCCGAUGGCUUUGAACGCCCAGUCAUCGGCAUUAACGGUGCUUGGCCAUGUCCUACAAUUGCGGCCAAUGUCGGAGACACAAUUGUUCUCACCAUCAACAACCUACUCGGCAAUGAGACAACUGGAAUUCACUUCCACGGCAUCGACCAGAUCAACACAUCGUGGAUGGAUGGUGCCAACGGUGUCGCCCAGUGCUCCGUGCCCCCUAAUUCUUCCAUUACAUAUCGUUUCUUGACCACUCUCAUGACAUGGGCCAAUACCCGGAUGGUCUCCGAGGACCCUUGA